Messenger RNA from Balaenoptera musculus (blue whale), 2534 nucleotides. It is a transcript of the gene PKM, whose product is annotated as pyruvate kinase M1/2. Lineage: Eukaryota; Metazoa; Chordata; Mammalia; Artiodactyla; Balaenopteridae. Gene Ontology annotation, biological process: glycolytic process; cellular response to insulin stimulus. The record is from RefSeq and is a predicted model, not a curated record. Gene Ontology annotation, molecular function: potassium ion binding; magnesium ion binding; pyruvate kinase activity. The coding region runs from base 298 to 1893 and encodes 531 amino acids. Gene Ontology annotation, cellular component: cytoplasm. The transcript has 11 exons.
CCUCCUCCAAAGGGCAACCUGCCCGCCCGUUCCGCCCCCGCAGCACUCCUACUGAAGGUGACUGUGCCCGGCGAGGACGCAGAGGGGCGGGGCCCCGAGAGCUGGGAGCCAGGAUUGGGUGGGGGGCGGGGCGGCGGAGGGAUUGCGGUGGCCCUUUAGCUGGCAUAACCUUGAGGCUGAGGUAGCUGAUCCCCGCACUGGAGCAACGCGUUGCGAGCCUUCGGACCUCUCUGCUGUAGCAGCGCAUCCCGAGCCGGACGACGUCGGAGCUCCCCUGGACCCAAGACCUCAGAAGCCAUGUCGAAGCCCCAUAGUGAUGCCGGGACUGCCUUCAUUCAGACCCAGCAGCUGCACGCGGCCAUGGCUGACACAUUCCUGGAGCACAUGUGCCGCCUGGACAUUGACUCGCCGCCCAUCACGGCCCGGAACACCGGCAUCAUCUGCACCAUUGGCCCAGCUUCCCGAUCAGUGGAGACGCUGAAGGAGAUGAUUAAGUCUGGAAUGAAUGUGGCUCGUUUGAACUUUUCUCAUGGAACUCAUGAGUACCACAAAGAGACCAUCAAGAACGUGCGUGAAGCCACGGAAAGCUUUGCUUCCGACCCCAUUCUCUACCGGCCAGUGGCUGUGGCCCUGGACACUAAAGGACCUGAGAUCCGAACCGGGCUCAUCAAGGGCAGCGGCACCGCCGAGGUGGAGCUGAAGAAGGGAGCUGCACUCAAGAUCACCCUGGAUAACGCCUACAUGGAAAAGUGUGACGAGAACACCCUGUGGCUGGACUACAAGAACAUCUGCAAGGUGGUGGACGUGGGCAGCAAGAUCUACGUGGAUGACGGCCUUAUUUCUCUGCAGGUGAAGCAGAAAGGUCCUGACUUCCUGGUGACGGAGGUGGAGAAUGGUGGCUCCUUGGGCAGCAAGAAGGGUGUGAACCUACCCGGGGCUGCUGUGGACCUGCCUGCCGUCUCAGAAAAGGACAUCCAGGAUCUGAAGUUUGGGGUAGAGCAGGAUGUGGAUAUGGUGUUCGCGUCUUUCAUCCGCAAGGCAUCUGAUGUCCAUGAAGUCAGGAAGGUCCUGGGAGAGAAAGGAAAGAACAUCAAGAUAAUCAGCAAAAUUGAGAAUCACGAGGGAGUUCGGAGGUUUGAUGAGAUCCUGGAAGCCAGUGAUGGGAUCAUGGUGGCGCGUGGUGAUCUAGGCAUUGAGAUUCCUGCAGAGAAGGUCUUUCUUGCUCAGAAGAUGAUGAUUGGGCGGUGCAACCGAGCUGGGAAGCCUGUCAUCUGUGCCACGCAGAUGCUGGAGAGCAUGAUCAAGAAGCCUCGCCCCACCCGGGCUGAGGGCAGUGACGUGGCCAAUGCAGUCUUGGACGGAGCCGACUGCAUCAUGCUGUCUGGAGAGACGGCCAAAGGGGACUACCCGCUGGAAGCUGUGCGCAUGCAACACCUGAUUGCCCGUGAGGCAGAGGCUGCCAUCUACCAUUUGCAAUUAUUUGAGGAGCUCCGCCGCCUGUCGCCCAUUACCAGUGACCCCACCGAAGCCGCCGCCGUGGGUGCCGUGGAGGCGUCCUUCAAGUGCUGCAGUGGGGCCAUAAUCGUCCUCACCAAGUCUGGCAGGUCUGCACAUCAGGUGUCCAGAUACCGCCCCCGGGCUCCCAUCAUUGCUGUGACCCGGAAUCACCAGACAGCUCGCCAGGCCCACCUGUACCGUGGCGUCUUCCCUGUGGUGUGUAAGGACCCAGUGCAGGAGGCCUGGGCUGAGGACGUGGACCUCCGGGUGAACUUGGCCAUGAAUGUUGGCAAGGCCCGAGGCUUCUUCAAGAAGGGAGAUGUGGUCAUUGUGCUGACCGGGUGGCGCCCUGGUUCUGGCUUCACCAACACCAUGCGUGUAGUUCCUGUGCCGUGAUGGGCCCCGGAGCCCCUCCUUCAGCCCCUGUCCCAUUCCCCUUCCCCAUCCCAUCCAUUAGGCCAGCAAUGCUUGUAGUGCUCACUUGGGGCUGUGGUGUGGCACUGGGCUGGGACGCCAGGGAAGAAGAUUAACGCCUCUGUGAAACACGGCUGUUCUUAAGACCCUGCUUGGGUGGGGUAGUUCAGAGCUGGGCCACCCAUCAUGUGGCCCCAUCCAAGCAAGGGACGGAGGAGUGGUGCAGGCAGGACUGGAGGCCCCAGAGCUUCACACAGAGGGCAACAGCUCCUGCUUCUCUUCCUUUGUGUACUCGCUUCAGUUCCUGUAGAAAAUGGAUACCCAGAGAACUCCCAGCCCUGGCGUGGGAUCAGGAGAUAGCCGGCUAAGAGUAGGGGCCUUAGGGCAUGGGGCAGAGGUUCCAGUUUAAGCAGACUCUGGCCCUGGCCCUUGCUUGCUUCUCCAGCCCCCUCAGCCUCCCUCACUCCCACCUUGUUGUGCACUUCUGUUCCUUCACUCCACUCGACUGUUGCUGCAGACAAACACUCCACCCUCCACCUUCCAUUUCCCCCACUACUGCAGCCGCCUCCAGGCCUGUUGCUAUAGAGCCUACCUGUAUGUCAAUAAACAACAGCUGAAGCACC